Messenger RNA from Vigna angularis (adzuki bean), 1754 nucleotides. Its product is annotated as patellin-4. The transcript has 4 exons. Gene Ontology annotation, molecular function: lipid binding. Bases 173 to 1582 code for a protein of 469 amino acids. The record is from RefSeq and is a predicted model, not a curated record. Lineage: Eukaryota; Viridiplantae; Streptophyta; Magnoliopsida; Fabales; Fabaceae.
UCACCUCUCUCACCACCAUAAACAUAGCACACACAUUCACAAACCUUUUUUUGAUUUCUAUAUUCUGAUUCAUAACCUAGGUGUGUGCUUGUUUUCUGAAUACUAGAUCUUUCAUUUACCCUUUUUAAGUAUCUGGGUCUUUUCAAGUUUUCUUUUUGUUCCAAUUGUAACCAUGACUGCUGAGGUUAUGGCUCAAGAGGAGACCCAGACAGCUGAGGUUGUUUCUGUUGCUGAGCCCCAGAAAGAGGAGAAGGUUGCUGGAGAAAAUGUGGAACCAAAGGAAUCACCUUUGGAUGAAAAGAAGCCCAAAACGGUGGAGAAAAGCUCUUCUUACAAGGAAGAAAGCAACUUCCUUUCUGAUCUCAAAGAGUUGGAAAGGAAGGCUUUGAUUGAAUUCAAGUCAAAGCUUGAGGAAGCUAUCUUGGGAGGCAUUCUUUUUGAGAAAGAAGAGCCAAAGAAGGAGGCUUCUGCUGAGAACGAGGCAGAAGAGAAGAAUGAAGCUGAAGAGAAGGAGGAGGGGAAAAAUGUGGAGGUUGAGGAGAAGGAUGUGUGUCUUUGGGGAGUGCCCCUUUUGCCAAGCAAGGGAGCGGAAGGCAUUGAUGUGGUUCUGUUGAAAUUUUUGAGGGCUAGGGAGUUCAGAGUCAGUGAUGCGUUUGAGAUGCUGAAGAAGACCCUUAAGUGGAGGAAGGAAUCAAAUAUUGAUUCUUUGGUGGAUGAGGAAUUUGCCUCAGACUUGGCCUCUGCAGCUUACAUGAGUGGAGUUGAUCAUGAAGGGCACCCUGUGUGCUACAACAUAUUUGGUGCAUUUGAAAGUGAGGAGCUUUAUCAGAAGACUUUUGGGACUGAGGAGAAGCGCAGUGAGUUCUUGAGAUGGAGGUGCCAGAUGAUGGAGAAGGGUAUUCAGAAGCUCAAUUUGAAGCCGGGUGGCGUGUCCUCCUUGCUUCAAAUCAAUGACCUUAAGAACUCCCCUGGUAUUUCAAACAAGGAGCUUAGAGUUGCCACAAAGCAAACUGUUGCAAUAUUGCAAGACAAUUAUCCUGAAAUGGUCGCAAAAAAUAUUUUCAUCAACGUUCCUUUCUGGUAUUAUGCUCUCAACGCCCUUUUAUCUCCUUUCUUAACCCAAAGAACAAAGAGCAAAAUAGUGGUGGCUCGUCCUAACAAGGUCACUGAAACAUUGACAAAGUACAUUCCAAUUGAGGAGAUCCCAGUUCAAUAUGGUGGUUUCAAGAGGGAAGAUGAUGUUGAGUUCUCUUCCCAAGAUGGUGCUGUCUCAGAAAUCAUUCUCAAGGCUGGAUCAACUGCAACCGUUGAGAUUCCUGCAUUAGAGGUUGGAAAGAGUGUGUGCUGGGAUUUGACUGUUCUGGGUUGGGAGGUGAGUUACAAGGAGGAAUUUGUUCCCAGUGAUGAGGGUUCUUACACAGUUAUUGUUCAAAAAGGAAAGAAAAUGGGGUCACAAGAAGGGCCUGUUAGGAACACUUUUAGGAACAAUGAAGCAGGGAAAGUUGUCCUCACUAUAGAGAACAACACAAACAAGAAGAAGAGGGUGCUGUACCGUUACAAGGCCACCAAGAGCUCCUUCUGAGUUAGUGUGUGAGAGAGACUGAAGAAUCCUGAGCCAUUCUUUCAUUGUUAUUCAUUGGUUUAUAUAUCAUUUUUUGCCUCAAGAGUGAAAUUGAUUCAAAGUUCAUUAAAUUUUUCUGUGCCAAUAAUGUAUUUGAUAGUUUGAUGUAAAUGUUAAGAGUGUUUCCACUUCA